GACUGGACGGGCAUUGAUCCCACACAGGAGCUGCAGUUCCAGGCCUGCGGUGUGGAGGCAGCUGCUUCGGGCCAGGGCUGUUCUGCUCUGGAGCUUCGGGUCCGCCCGGACCUGCUGCCACAGGUGGCAGAUCGACUCCUUCUGUCCAUGCCUGUGGAUCAAGCAGCUGCACAGGGAGAUCUCGAGGUGCAUUUGGAUGAUCGAGGGCUUUCAGGCCGUGGGGAGCCGCUGAGCGACAUGUGGCGCGUGAAACUGCGGGUGUCUCCCACGGACCUCCCUCCAUCCUUUCUGGUUCACGGCCUGCAAGAUGGGCCCGGCGAGUCCAUGUUCCACGCCGACCACAACAGAACUCGACCAGGCUUGGAAGAUCCUGUGACACGUGCUGGCGGGCUGGGGGUGCAACUGAUCCCAGCCGACCAGAACGAAGGCAGAAUAUAUGAAUGCAAUGUCUCCGUUCCAUAUGGGGGUGAGGUGGAGCUUGCUCAAUACAACAACAAGUUUUUGCCAGAGGAAGCCAUAGCGGAUGUGCAACACCGCUUCGGGGCUGGCCUUCGGACUUUUCUGGCCCUUCGUGCUACCCUUCGAAACCUCAAUGUUGCUCUUCAGGUGAUUCGCUUCAAGCCCUUCCCAGGAUUCACAGGCUCCGCAUUCCUGCGGGUGACGUCCAAGCUUGUGGACUCCAUGCAUGCCAACGUUACGGAGGUGCCUAUCUAUGUGGAGCCACCCGUGACGUGCAAUGCUUAUAUGAAGAUCGCUGACGAGCUGGAGAUCAAUGGGACCGAUGUACGCAAAGUUGGCGAAUACAUGCUUAUCUAUGCCAUGGCAUCUGGUUACCAAGAAUCCAAGAGUGUUCAGACGGUGGACACGCUGCGACAGCGUCCACAGGAAGACUGUGAUUCAGUUACUGUGGAGGUGGUGCUGGGGCCGCUUCAUGCUACAGUUGAGCCCCCAGCGGUAAAGGCAAAGGCUGCUGGAGGACGCGGGUACUUAUUCCUCAACGGAUCGGCAGCAGAUAAUGACUGUGUGCUGGCGGAUACCCAUCGCGCAGGCAAACUCUCCGAGAUCAAUGCGACGCUUCCGCACUUGUGCUAUCGAUGGUUGUCAGAUGCUGGUCAGGAGGAGCCUUUCGGGACCGAAGCAAGAGUCAGCCUCUACAUACGUGCAUACUUGUCUGCGGAUGAUCCACGGGAUCUGAUCUUGGGAACCAUGGACCUGGUGGUGCUGCCCUCUGAGGCAGAAGAGCCCAUGGACAUGGUCAAUGUUACUAUGCCAGUAUCGCCAGCCUUGCAGUUGGUAGCAACGAAGUCUUCAGCUGCUGGUGCGGUGGAAGUCUUGCAGGGAGCGAACAUGACACUGAGCACCGUCUUGCAGCUUGAAGCGGAUGAAAGCACGCACCCUUGGCCGGUGGAACUGGACUCGCCAACCUACUUCGAGUUGAAUUUGAGCUUGGCAGAUGGCCUGACCUUCGCCAUGCCACUGCCAGUUCACUGCACCACUGCGGAGUUGGUAAGCCGAGCGAAUGCCAACGAGCAGGUAAUCCAACAGGACGUGUCUAUUUUCAGCGCGUCCCUCGCCCCGCGAACCAGGCUCAACCUGCAUGCCUCUUUUGCAACGAUGCAGACAUGCCUGGACCAGUUGGAGGUGCACAUCCCGUGGGACACUCCGGUCACUGCACCAGCGCUCUCCACCGGACCCUACCUCAUGUCGACCGUGCCCGCCAAUGGGUCGACGGAAGUGAGCACAUCAGACUUCCAAGUGCUUCUAACGUUCAAUGAUUGGGUGCAAGCCGGCGAGGGAUACUUUCAUAUCGUGGACUGCGGGGCUGACAAUCUGUGCGGCGCCGUUGGGAAUAUGGAUGACCGCGUGAUAGACAUAUCGGUUCACGAUGCUUUCUCAGUAUCUUUCAACAAGCACCUGGUUUUGAUCAAGCACUCCGAGCGCCUCCGCGGACUGAACCUCCACCAGUUUGUGAUUCCGCCGGGAGCCAUCCGCGACAUUUCAGGCGUCGACUUCCCUGGUGUCUUGGCGACGGACUUCACCUUUCGGACAGGCCUCGCAAGCUCAACGCCACUGGGUUGGCGCCUGACUUCGGGGAACAUCAGCGAUGAAGUCGGUCAGUUCUUCCUGUCGAGUGACUGCACGACAGAUCUGAUGCAGGGGACACCUGCAUCGAGCAGUGAAGCAAAUACCUCCAUCUGGCAGGAGUUCAGUCAGUUCGAGGCGAACUUGGCUUUCGAUCAGAGGCUGCCCAAGAAGCAGGAUUCCUCUUGCCUCGAAGAGCACAACGUUUCGUGGACACCCAAGUCUCGUCAGUCUCCAGCUUCCAGUGUAGCCAUGAAAGGGAAAGUGGGGGAGGUGAAGCCUGACGAGAUCUAUGCCACUGGCCGACAGAGUGUUGACUCGAAGUUGGUGAGCAUGUGGUACACCCUUCAGUCAUUCGGAUACACAGAGGAGUGUGUGUCACUGUCCUCCGAUCUGUCUAUGAUCUUUGGGAAUGAGUUUGAUACCGUAGCUCCUCGAAUGGUAAGCAGCGUUCCGGCCCUGUCCAGCAGCCUGGCCGUCAGCACCACGCAGAGGAUCUCGCUCGUUUUCAGCGAGAGGAUCCAGAUUGUGCCUGGCAGCGAAGUUCGCUUGGUGGAUGCAGGGGACGAUGGAUUGUGUAGCACUGCGGAUGACACUGUUCUUUCUAUUCCGGUGGAGCUGCCAACUGCCUAUGCCAGCUUCCAAGUUGGUAACGGGUCCUGA
This is a messenger RNA of Symbiodinium necroappetens, 2745 nucleotides long. The record is from the annotation of a GenBank genome assembly. NCBI's taxonomy places the organism in Eukaryota, Dinophyceae, Suessiales, Symbiodiniaceae.